AAAAGUGAAAAAUGGCGACUGAAGGAGUUUGAAGUUUAGCGCCACGAAGACCGAGACAGAGGGACAGAGACAGAGGGACAGAGACAGACGGAGGGGACAGGACGGAGACACAGGGACAGUGAAGACAGUGAAGACACUUUAGUGUCCCGUCUGUCCCGAUACAGUCCAGCCCGUGUGUCGGAUCAGCAGCCGCCUGUCUGUGUCUCGGAGGACACAGAGGACGAUGUUUGACGACCUGACUGACGCUUUCUGUAGUCUGGAGCCUCAGGUGUCUCCGGGAGGCGGAGCAUGUCGGAGGGGGACGGGCCUGGAGGAAGGAGAGGGGGCGGAGUCCAGCCUGAGUGUUGGACAGUUCGUCCUCUGUCAUUGGUCAGAUGGACUGUACUACCUGGGCAAGAUACAGAGGGUGAGCCCGCCCAGACAGAGCUGCUUUGUCACGUUUGAGGACAACUCCAAGUUCUGGGUCCUCUGGAAGGACAUCCAGCAUGCUGGAGUGCCGGGGGAGGAGCCUCGCUGCUCAGUGUGCAGGGAGGCGGAGCCAAACUCUGACAGCCAAUCAAACCAAAACAACCAGAUCCUGAUCUGUGGGAAGUGUGGCAUCGGUUUCCACCAGCAGUGCCAUGUCCCUCCUGUAGAGGGCAGUGUCGGUCUCAGUCCCUGGUUCUGUAGACGUUGUGUCUUCGCUCUGGCUGUCCGGAAAGGGGGCGCUCUAAAGAAAGGACCUAUAGCCAAAGCUCUGUCAGCCAUGAAGCAGGUGUUGCUGUACGACCUGGACUCUCUGGACUGGGACUCUCAGCACCGGACCAAUCAGCAGCAGUGUUUCUGUUACUGCGGAGGCCCUGGAGAGUGGUACCUGAAGAUGCUGCAGUGCUUCAGGUGUCAGCAGUGGUUCCAUGAGGCCUGUACCCAGUGUCUGCAGGAGUCCAUGAUGUUUGGAGACAGGUUCUACCUCUUCCUGUGUGCGGUGUGUAAUAAAGGAUCAGAGUAUGUCCGCCGUCUGUCUCUGAGGUGGGUAGAUGUGGUCCACCUGGUCCUCUACAACCUGUCUGUCAGCAGCAAGAAGAAAUACUUUGAGCUGGACGAGAUCCUGGCCUUCGUCUCCGCUAACUGGGAACAUCUACAGCUGGGGAAGCUGUCAAACACUCCUCUGACAGAGAGGGGGCAGCACCUGCUGGACGCUCUCAAUAAAUACAAGAGCAAGUUUCUGUGUGGGAAGGAGAUAAAGAAGAGGAAGUGCAUCUUUCGUCUGAGGACCAGAGUCCCUCCCAACCCCCCUUCGAAACUCUUUCCUGAGCGUGCUCAGAACGAUGGAGGGCAGGGCCGUAAGAAAGGCGUGGUCAGGACCAGUGCGUUAGCUGAGAGGAGGAAGAGGAAGUCUAAGUGGCUGCUAGAAGACGCCAUCCCUAAUAAUGAGCUGUCCUGCAGUUGGACGUCCAACCAUCAUAUGGCCAACAUCUUCGACUUCACCCUGGACGAACUGCAGAGUCUCAAGAGCAGCUCCAGUAGAACUGUCAGUAUUGAUCAGGACUCUACUGAUGCUUCCACCUCUGGAUCUGCUACAACCAGCGCCUCCUACCACUUCAGGAGGAGGGUGGGCAGUAGGAAAAGGAAGUUACCUAGCAACAGCUACAGCCAGUGGGCCAAUCGCAGCGAGGUGGGGGAGGAGCUUGGAGGCGAGGAGCCCUCUGGGAUGCUGGAGGACCAAGAAGCUACGAACCACCUGACAUCAGACCCCUCCCACUUCCUAUCUGACUCAUCCCACCUCCACUCCUCCAUCUCCUCGUAUUUCGGAGUGGCGGGCAGACUGACCAACGGGGAGAGGUACCAGGUGUUGGCUCGCCGCGUCACUCCUCAGGGGACGGUCCAGUACCUGCUGGAGUGGGAGGGGACAACACCUUAUUAGUACAGAGUCUCAGGUCACAUGUGAUGCUUUGACUCCUCUUCCUCCUGAGCCUGCCUCAGUCAGCUGGCUGCUGAUUGGUCCACAUCACAUAUCUGACCUGUCAUCUGAUAGAUCACCUGUUCAGAUUUUAAUCUAAGUUAUUUUUAUUUUCUCAAAAACAUAAACACAGAUAAUCCAUCCUGUUUUUAAUGUCAGUCUACUCACAACUUCCUGUUAGUGUCAGACCCCAAACCUGGUCCACAGUCAGUGUACUCAAUCUGAGACAGUAAUCCACAUGUCCCCACAAACCUGUGUCAGGCACAUGUCCCCACAACCCCAAAUGUCCCCACAAACCUCUAUCAGAUGUGUGUCCUCACUGAGGCUAGUUUGGAUGAAGGAGGAAUCAAAGCAGACCGUGAGCCUGUUAAAUCAGUGUUAGACAAGAACGAACAAAAAGUUGAAGUUCAGCCAAAGACCGAGUGCACACAAACACACACACACACACACACACUAAGACACACACACUCACACACACUCACACACAGUCAGUAGUGUUCUGGAUGUUCUGCAGAUGUUUGUGUCUCUGCUGUUUAGAACCAAACACAUUUCUUUCCUUCAUCCUCUUCUUCGUCUUCUUCCUCUUCCUCUCUGACAUGUGAGACAGUCAGAGGCUCCUGUAGCUCCACCCAUCCCCCCGGCUGUCAGACAGCUCUGCCCUGCUGGACGGACAGAUGGACAUGUGUGUCAUGUUUGAAGCACCUGAACAGAAGAAGCACUUCACACCUCUGAUCUGUUUCAUCACCUUUUGUGACAUCACUGAGUGGGUGUGGCCUUUCUGUGGUGACGGUGACAUCACACUCGUUAAUAUGAGUUAAUAUCAGACUUCAGCAGUUCACACAGGUGAGGAGGGGGAGGAGCCUGAGUGACCUCUGAAGUUUCAAACUUCCUGUUUGACUGUUUGUGAUAUUUAAUCACGUGAAGAACGACAGGAAAAACUGCAACUGGCCUCCACCUCCCAGAAUUCAGUGUGUUUCCUGUCAGCUGUCCUCUUGCACUAUCGUCACGGUGACUAUCUAUGCAAACACCUGAUCACAGUGAUUGAUCUGUGAAACUAAAAUAAUAAAUGUUAGUGACAUCAAAGGUUAGCUUGAAGCUAACAUAGCCCAAUGGUUUGAAUGAGGAAUGCUAAUAUUGCUAACAGUCUCUGAGACGUUAAACUUUCACUCUGUCACUUUAAACGUGCAGCUCCUCCUCGCUGCCAUGGUAACCGUGCUCCACUCCCAUUGGCCUGUUCAACGGUUGUUUUCAUCAUGUGACUUUGUUCUUUUUUUCUGUUCAGCUGACCAAUCAGCUGCCAGCUUUCUUUGGAAUAAAAAAAACCUCGUUUGA
Epinephelus moara (kelp grouper) is the source of this 3271-nucleotide messenger RNA. RefSeq names its product PHD finger protein 19 (gene phf19). Gene Ontology annotation, molecular function: chromatin binding; DNA binding. Gene Ontology annotation, cellular component: nucleus. The coding region runs from base 224 to 1903 and encodes 559 amino acids. The record is from RefSeq and is a predicted model, not a curated record. Gene Ontology annotation, biological process: chromatin organization; regulation of DNA-templated transcription. The transcript is spliced from 14 exons. Lineage: Eukaryota; Metazoa; Chordata; Actinopteri; Perciformes; Serranidae.